Messenger RNA from Sciurus carolinensis (gray squirrel), 6669 nucleotides. It is a transcript of the gene Tbc1d4, whose product is annotated as TBC1 domain family member 4. The record is from RefSeq and is a predicted model, not a curated record. The transcript is spliced from 21 exons. NCBI's taxonomy places the organism in Eukaryota, Metazoa, Chordata, Mammalia, Rodentia, Sciuridae. The coding region runs from base 666 to 4544 and encodes 1292 amino acids.
GGAGGGACGGGAACAGCAGGAGGAGGAGGAGGAGCAGCGAGCCGGGCUGCAGCGGCGCGGGAGGAGGAGCGGCCCCCGCGAGGCCACGUUUUGUUUUUGUUAUUUUCCAUCCCAAUAGUUCUCGCAGGCUCUUCCCCAGCACAGAGCGCGCUGCAGCGGGCGGCCCCGACCUUCCAGGUGACAGCCGGUCACCCUGGUAGGAGUCAGCUCCGCCCCAAGUCACCCCCCUCCCGCCCACAGUCCCAUUCCCCGCCCAGCCUCCCAGUGCCUGCCCGAGGCCAGCGCGGCGGCCGCAGCGGGCUGCAGCGCUGGAGCGGGCGGCGGUAGGGGCCCUCGGCGAGGUGCUGUGACCCUGCAGACCCGCGGCAGAGGAAGGGGGGAAGUCGGCCUGGAGGUGCGAGCCGGAGAAAGGAGGAUGUCCAUUUAAUCUGCCCCCUCCUGCCCGUCCAUUGCUGGGCGCUCGUCUGGGUGCCUCCAAGCCGCUCCCGGAGAAGUGUCGCAUGGGGCAGGGCCGCUGAAGCACCGAGUUCGGGGUCUCGUCACGCCGAGGCGGGCGCGGGGGCCCGUUGUGGUAGUUGGCACAGUUUCGGUCCCGCCUUCUGAGCAAGAACUGGGAGCGCGGUGCGCCAGGUCUGCCACCCCGGUGCCCUCGUGAGGCGCGAGUUAUGGAGCCGCCCAGCUGCAUUCAGGAUGAGCCGUUCCCGCACCCCUUGGAGCCGGAGCCGGGCGCACCAACGCAGCCCGGCUCCGGGAAGCCGGGCGACAAGCGGUUCCGGCUGUGGUACGUGGGAGGGUCGUGCCUGGACCGCAGGACCACGCUGCCCAUGCUGCCCUGGCUCAUGGCCGAGAUCCGCCGGCGCAGCCAGAAGCCUGAAGCGGGCGGCUGCGGGGCGCCGGCGGCCCGCGAGGUAGUCCUAGUACUCAGCGCGCCCUUCCUGCGUUGCAUCCCGGCGCCGGGCGCCGGGGCCGCGGGGAGCGCUGGCCCCGCGGCCACGCAGCCCAGCCCCGCUGUGUUCAUCUUCGAGCACAAGGCGCAGCAUAUCUCUCGCUUCAUCCACAACAGCCACGACCUCACCUACUUUGCCUACCUGAUCAAGGCGCAACCCGAUGACCCUGAGUCACAGAUGGCCUGUCACGUUUUCCGCGCCACAGACCCCAACCAGGUUCCUGAUGUAAUCAGCAGCAUAAGGCAGUUAUCUAAAGCAGCCAUGAAAGAGGAUGCCAAACCCAGCAAAGACAACGAGGAUGCCUUUUACAACUCGCAGAAGUUCGAAGUCCUGUACUGUGGAAAGGUGAUAGUGACUCACAAGAAGGCCCCAACCAGCCUCAUUGAUGACUGCAUCGAGAAGUUCAGCCUGCAUGAACAGCAGCGCCUGCGGCUGCAGGGCGAGCAGCGUGCGGAUCCUGGCGAAGAGCUGAUGGUCUUCGAGGAUGAGUCGCCUGGGUCCCCAGGAGAUAGCGUGCCUGAGGAAACUGAGGACAUCGCCAACAGCCGCCCUGCCCUGCCCGCAGUGACCAGCCAGCCUGUCCUGUCCAGUUCCCGAGUUUGCUUCCCUGAGCGGAUUUUGGAAGACUGUGGCUUUGAUGAACAGCAGGAGUUUCGGUCUCGGUGCAGUAGUGUCACCGGAGCCCUGCAAAGGAAAGUUCACGAGAACAACCAGAAAUCACAGCCUCGAAGGAGACAUGCGAGUGCGCCCAGUCACGUGCAGCCAUCGGAUUCGGAGAAGAAUAGAACGAUGCUGUUUCAGGUUGGGCGAUUUGAGAUUAACCUUAUCAGUCCAGACACUAAGUCAGUUGUGCUGGAAAAGAAUUUCAAAGAUAUUUCCUCUUGUUCUCAGGGUAUAAAGCACGUCGAUCACUUUGGCUUUAUCUGUCGGGAGUCUCCAGAGCCUGGGCUGAGCCAAUACAUUUGUUAUGUGUUCCAGUGUGCCAAUGAAUCUCUGGUGGAUGAGGUAAUGCUGACUCUGAAGCAGGCUUUCAGUACAGCUGCUGCGCUACAGAGUGCCAAAACUCAGAUCAAGCUGUGUGAGACCUGCCCCAUGCACUCUUUGCAUAAGCUCUGUGAGAGGAUUGAAGGCCUCUACCCACCAAGAGCCAAGCUGGUGAUACAGAGGCAUCUCUCAUCACUGACAGAUAAUGAGCAAGCUGACAUCUUUGAACGUGUUCAGAAAAUGAAGCCAAUCAGUGACCAGGAAGAGAAUGAGCUUGUGAUUUUACACCUCAGGCAGCUGUGUGAAGCCAAGCAGAAGACACAUGGGCACAUUGGGGAAGGCCCAGCGACUAUUUCAAAUAGUACAAUCCCAGAAAAUGCAGCAAGUGGUGGAAGGUUCAAACUUGACAUUCUGAAAAAUAAAGCAAAGAGAUCCUUGACUAGCUCCCUGGAAAAUAUCUUCUCAAGGGGAGCUAACAGGAUGAGAGGUCGGCUUGGAAGUAUGGACAGCUUUGAGCGGUCUAACAGUCUUGCUUCGGAGAAGGACUAUUCGCCAGGCGACUCUCCUCCAGGGACACCACCAGCCUCCCCUCUGUCCUCUGCUUGGCAAGCGUUCCCGGAGGAGGAUUCUGACUCCCCACAGUUCCGAAGACGGGCACACACGUUCAGCCACCCUCCUUCAAGCACAAAGAGAAAGCUGAAUUUGCAGAAUGGAAGGACUCAUGGGAUGCGCUCCCCUCUGCUGAGGCAGAGCUCCAGCGAGCAGUGCAGCAUUCUUCCACCAGUUCGACGCAUGCACAAGGAGAAUAAUUCUUCCUCCAGUCUUCCAAGUCUUCACACUUCCUUCUCUGCCCCUUCCUUCACUGCCCCCUCUUUCCUGAAAAACUUUUACCAGAAUUCAGGUAGACUGUCCCCACAAUAUGAAAAUGAAAUCAGUGAUGGAGAAGGGAGGAAAAGGACCUCAUCCACCUGCAGCAAUGAGUCCCUAAACGCUGGAGGAACCCCGGUCACACCUCGCAGGAUCUCCUGGCGGCAGCGCAUUUUCCUUCGCGUUGCAUCGCCCAUGAACAAAUCUCCCUCUGCAAUGCAGCAACAAGAUGGACAGGAUAGGAAUGAGCUGCUGCCACUGUCCCCUCUCACUCCCACCAUGGAAGAGGAACCGCUGGUUAUAUUCUUGUCUGGUGAUGAUGACCCAGAGAAGGUUGAAGAAAAAAAGAAAUCAAAAGAACUAAAGAGUUUAUGGAAAAAAGCUAUACAUCAACAAAUCUUGUUGCUUCGAAUGGAAAAAGAAAACCAGAAACUUGAAGAAGCAAGAAGAGAUGAACUCCAGUCCAGAAAAGUCAAGUUAGACUAUGAAGAAGUUGGCACAUGUCAGAAGGAGGUCUUAAUAACCUGGGAUAAGAAGCUGUUAAACUGCAGAGCUAAGAUCAGAUGUGACAUGGAAGAUAUUCAUAUUUCUCUAAGAGAAGGAGUUCCCAAAAGCCGACGAGGAGAAAUUUGGCAGUUCCUGGCUUUACAGUAUCGCCUAAGACACAGAUUGCCUAACAAGCACCAACCCCCAGACACAUCCUAUAAAGAACUUCUGAAGCGGCUCACCGCCCAGCAGCAUGCUAUCCUUGUGGAUUUGGGAAGGACAUUUCCUACUCAUCCCUACUUUUCAGUGCAGCUUGGGGCAGGGCAGCUGUCACUCUUUAACCUCCUGAAGGCCUACUCUUUGCUGGACAGUGAAGUGGGCUACUGUCAGGGGAUUAGCUUUGUGGCUGGAGUGCUGCUUCUGCACAUGAGCGAAGAACAAGCCUUUGAGAUGCUGAAGUUCCUCAUGUAUGACCUAGGCUUUCGCAAGCAGUACAGACCCGACAUGAUGUCGCUGCAGAUUCAGAUGUACCAGCUGUCCAGGCUCCUUCAUGACUAUCACAGAGAUCUCUACAAUCAUCUCGAAGAAAAUGAAAUCAGCCCCAGUCUUUAUGCUGCUCCCUGGUUCCUCACACUCUUUGCCUCUCAAUUUCCAUUAGGAUUUGUAGCCAGAGUUUUUGAUAUUAUUUUUCUUCAGGGAACUGAAGUGAUUUUCAAGGUUGCACUCAGCCUUCUUAGUAGCCAAGAGACUCUUAUAAUGGAGUGUGAAAACUUUGAAAGUAUUGUUGAAUUCCUCAAGAGCACGCUACCUGAUAUGAACACCUCUGAGAUGGAAAAAAUUAUUACCCAGGUGUUUGAGAUGGAUAUUUCUAAACAGUUACAUGCCUAUGAGGUGGAAUAUCAUGUGCUGCAGGAUGAGCUUCAGGAAUCCUCAUAUGCCUGUGAGGAUAACGAACCUAUGGAGAAGCUGGAAAGGGCCAAUAGCCAACUGAAAAGACAGAACAUGGACCUACUAGAAAAAUUGCAGGUGGCUCAUGCUAAAAUUCAGGCCUUGGAAUCGAACCUGGAAAAUCUUUUAACCAGAGAGACCAAAAUGAAGACUUUAAUUCGGACCCUGGAACAAGAAAAAACGGCUUAUCAAAAGACAGUGGAACAAAUCCGGAAGCUGCUGCCGGCAGAUGCACUAGCCAACUGCGAAACACUGCUGAAAGACCUAAACUGCAACCCUAACAACAAAGCCAAGGCAGGAAAUAAGCCAUAGUUCAAGAUGUGCUGUCUCAGCAGAAAGUGCUCCUUUAGAAUAUUGGAGAGGAAGAGCCCACGUGCUGCUGGCCCAAGCUGGACAUUGAAGCUGGGCGAGCCACCCGUGCUGGUGCUGAGCCCGCCAGCAAGUGGACCUCACUCUCAUCAGAGCUUGCCAAUCCCAAGCCGUUGUAUAUGUACACAGACGCUCUUGUUGCUAACUCUGUACAUACAUAUGAAAUGGACAUAAAGAGUUCAUACUUUCAAAUAAAGUGAGUAGACAUAUAUUUAGAGCAUUUUUUAGUCAGAACUUCAUGAAAUCCACACCAAAGGGAAGUUCAAGUGAAAUUUCCCUUGGGUACAUGUGAAAUCUUUUUGUCUUUUUAGCAAAACAAAGCUAGAGCAUCUUUGUAUAUUGAAAUAUACUUGAAAAAAAUGAAUGUAUUUUUUUCUCCAAAGAACAGCAUGUUUCACACGAUGGUGGAAAGGUGGAAACAUUUAUGUACCUUUAUGUGUACCUGUCCUAAAUUCUACUGACACUGUCUGAAUGAGGAAAGCUAGUCAUACUCUAGUAAGUUUUAUGGGAAGGUGGGGUCUUUUUGCUCUGCCUGCUUUGUGCCAAUGAGCAUGUUACAUCUUCAUGUAUUUUGAGUCUGGUGAGGCUUCUCUUUAGACACAGAUAAGGAGAAAGCAGGACAUUGUGGCUGAGUCUGCCCAGCUCAAGGUAAAAAAGAAUGUUGCUAAUUUUUUAGCAAACUAGACCAGCAUUAUUACUCAAACUGAAAAUACCAGGCCUUGAAAAUAUAAUUUAGGACCUAAAUUGUCUCGGUUAGCUUCUUACCUUUUUAUUUAAAUGACUUCUGCAGUUGUGAACAGUUCCUUGGUGCCACAGUAACUAAGUGACACAGAUUGGCCAUUUCCCCACCAAAUUUGUAAAAGCCCACGAUGUAGUUCUUUUGACUUUCAAUUUAGGAUAAGGAAAUGCAAUUAUGAUUAAUUUUUCUAAAGAGGACAUACUGUGUUCAGAUACUUUUAUUUUUUAUUUUUUGCCAAUUGACAGAAUCUAAUAAGCUAUUAAUCAUCUUCCCCUUUCAUGUGAAAAUUUAGGAGAACUGUGAAAGGUUUGGGAAAAACUGUUGAAAUCUACUGGAAGGGAAGGGGAAAGUGGCACCAAGCCCAACCCAAACCUACAAUUCUGAUUUGGACUCCCAGCUUCCGCUGCCUGCAAAUAGCUCGUUAGAAGAUAUUCAUGCAUGCUGGGUCUACGGAAGGGAAGUCAUUUUUCAAACUACACGUGCAAUUCUCCCUUUCAGCAAUGAUUUUACGAUAGUGCCUCUGAAAAUCAGUGCAGCUUUUUUGCCUUUCUAAACUAUUUAUCGGCACUGCUUUUUGCAGCACUUUUAUUUUCACAGAUGGAUUAUUUGGGGUAAUUUUCUUCAAAGAGAGUUUGUUAUACACAAACUGAAAUGUAUUAUAGAGUGCAAGAGUAAAGCUCUAAAGGGUUCAGAAAAUCUCCAUGAACAGAUGACAAACAUCUGAAACCCCCAUUAUGACUGGGUAACAGUGAAAGUACGUAUUCUUGUUGCAGAUCAGCAUGCCCUUUAAUCUCCAUGGUUUCUUAGAAAGACAAUAAUUUUUUUUUUUUUUAAGUAAAGCAAGUUCAUAUCACUUCUGGGUUCUAGAAAUUGCUGAUUCUAGGUACCCCAUUCACUUGGGGACUAUCAAUUGUUUUGUUAUUAGAUUUCCUGAAAAUUUCUCCGUUUACAGGAAAGGAUAAUUUUCCCUAUCAGGAAUAAUAUGUCAAAUAUUAUCUAACUAUAUGGUGAGACAAAUUGACUUAUGGGUGUGAUAUACAAGUGAUAGCCAAGAAGUCUUCAAGUGGGGGGAGGAAACCUUUUCUUUCUGUUAUUCAGUUUAAAGUAGACUUUAUUCUGGAUGUUUAAUGCCAGCAUUAUGAAUUGUAUUAUGGUGUUCAGAGAUUAAGGUGACUUGGAUACAAUGUUUUCUUUUGAAAAUAAAUUUUCUUUCUCAUUUGUGAUUUUUAAAAAUGUUGUACCAGUUAUGCUCCAUACAUUUUACAUCUUCAUCAGGUUAAUGUAAUGUCUGGUUCAUUUCCAAUAAAUACAUUGUUAAAGUUUCCUUGA